GCCGCUGCUGCCUGCCCGUAUCGAUAAGAGAUGACCAUGAACCUGCUUACCUCCCGUCAGCAUCACAUCCUCCAACCUUCUCUAUCCCCUCUCGCUCGUACGCAGACAUCAAAGCCGCCAUAAUGCAGAUCACAAGCACCCUCGUCACCCUCAUGGCCGCGACAGGCGUCGUCUCCUUCAUGCCCCCCGACGUCGCCGCUUCAGCAGCCUACCCCCUCUGUCCCGAAGGCUACACCACGAGCUGCUGCUCCCUCGUCUUCCCCUACUCCAACUCGUGCCGUCGCGGCAAGUGCCGUGCCGGCUACGGCUGGAGCUGCCUCAACGGGCCCGGCAAGGUCGGGUCCAUCCGCGAAUGCCUCGAGGACUACGAGGACCGCACGGCGUACUGCAAGAAGCCAGGCGAGCAAAACUUCCCCUCGGUGCUCAGCUGGGAGGGUAGUGCCUUCAAGGCUCUGAUUGAGCCGGCCGACUAUCGCCAAUGGGUUCGCCCUGGGAUGGAGAAGCCUUGGACGCCGUCGGACAGCGAGAUCCGGUGGGAGGACCAGGUGGACGUGGAGAGCAAGGACUCCGCCGAGGGCAGCGAGUUGAAGAAGCGUGAAGCUGAGCCCAGCGAUGUUGACCUCGAGUAGACCUAUUGUUACGGCAGUUUCGCCGGGUAGAUCAUGUGUUUGCCAUGUUUAUUGCCUCUGAUCAGCCUGGAGUGUCAAAUUCAAGGCGAUACACAACAGCAGUAGACAAUGUUGCGCUCUUUCAUUUAUGAGAUAUUGUAUCACAAGC
Molecule: messenger RNA, 777 nt
Organism: Emericellopsis atlantica
Lineage: Eukaryota; Fungi; Ascomycota; Sordariomycetes; Hypocreales; Bionectriaceae
Exons: 2
Coding region: 123-629 (168 amino acids)
Source: RefSeq, a predicted model, not a curated record